UGCGGAUAUCGAUGUGAUGCAGAAAUAAAAUUUUUUAUUACGGCACUAAACAAACCUAUCGAAAAAAAGGUUAUUCGUGAAAUCUGUCUUGUCCAAUUUCCGUCUGAUUUUUUUUUUAUAGGUUUACAUUUGUUCGGUAGAGAUCAUAUCGUCCCGGAGUGAAUGAUUUUAUCUAUGAGUGAUUUUUUUUUUAUUAUUUUUUAAGAUUUUUAAUAUAACCCGAUAUACCACCAUUAUUUCUAUAUAGAUCAAUCGUUAUCACUAUAUAUCCUUUUUGCUAUAGCGCUCCAGUCGCACGCACCCAGUAAAUGGUGGUUAAUAAUUUUCUGACACUGUACAUCGUUCUAAAACACGCAAAUGAGGCAAAAAACGAAUAAAUGUGUGCUAUCGAAUAGAGUAUACAAGAUUGUUUGCAUAAAACUGGUAAAUUAUCAAAUGAAAUGAAAAUAAACGAGAAAAAUAUGGUGGCAUUCGCUACCUCGCCAACGCCGGUCGAUCGGGAGGGUUGGUUGAACAAACGAAGCGAGGUUAAUCGAGGAUAUCAGAGACGAUGGUUCCUGCUCAAGGGUAAUAUAUUAUUCUAUUUCGAUCGUCGAGGCGACAAAGAACCGGUCGGGAUGAUUGUCUUAGAGGGAUGCACCGUUGAAUUGGCCGAAGACGAGGAUCAUUUUGCCUUCAAAAUUGUUUUUCAUGGGCCUAAUAACAGAAGUUAUUUGCUUGGCGCAGAGUCCCAGGAGUCUAUGGAACAAUGGAUGAAGGCUUUAGCUUGUGCAAGCUACGAUUAUAUGAAGUUAAUGGUCGCCGAGUUGCAGCGUCAAUUAGAUGCCGCUGAGGAAGAGACUGCAGCGGUAUCGCCACCACCGGACUCCCCGAAACCGCCGCCCAGAACAAGACACAAUCCGUUUAAUAGGCCCGAGCCUCAUCAGCGUUCUCAAAGUGUGAGAUCAGCACCUGGAAGAACCGAAAAUAUGCCAAGAACGCGGGUAACUUUUCGAGAACUUCACACCUCAUACGGUCGCAGAAUUCUCGCCGAUUCGAAUGAAUGGAAACGAAAGAAAAGAAGCACUGACGCUUCUUUAAUCACGUUAUAAAUAACGAUCUCCUUCAUUUCUUUCCAAUUAUUCAUCAAUAAGCUGUGUAUAUAUAUAAAAUUGAAAAGAAAAAAAAAACCCCCCUAUUACGUUUCUGAUAUUGGAAAUUCUGCAAAGUAUAGUUGAUGAGAAAAAGCUCCGUACGAUUCGGACACGUAAAGCUCGUCUAAUUUGAAAUUCACCUUUCGUGAUGAAUUAUAUCAGAAUUGUUAAAAAAAAGAAAAUUAAAGAGCUCAAAGCGAGGGAUUUUAUGAUAAAGUUGAUUCUUUUUCGUCAGUUUUCAUUUUACAAUAGACAGCAUUGAGAAUGUAUAUGAAAUCUAUUUAUACGAAUGAAUUCAAAAAUAAAAACAAACUGCAGGCAUCAGA
This is a messenger RNA of Venturia canescens, 1459 nucleotides long. RefSeq names its product sesquipedalian-1-like. The coding region runs from base 441 to 1091 and encodes 216 amino acids. The record is from RefSeq and is a predicted model, not a curated record. The transcript is spliced from 2 exons. Gene Ontology annotation, biological process: retrograde transport, endosome to Golgi; receptor recycling; endosome organization. NCBI's taxonomy places the organism in Eukaryota, Metazoa, Arthropoda, Insecta, Hymenoptera, Ichneumonidae. Gene Ontology annotation, cellular component: recycling endosome; early endosome; trans-Golgi network.